AUGCCUUCUGAGCCUAUAGCAAUCAUCGGCAGUGGCUGCCGAUUUCCCGGACAGGCCGAUUCGCCUGCUAAGCUCUGGGAAUUGCUAUCCAGACCCCGGGACGUCCUGCGCGAGAUCCCAGCGAAUCGCUACAACGCAGCAGGCUUCUAUCACCCCGACGGACUGCAUCAUGGCUCCAGCAAUGUGCGACAUGCAUACACGUUGACGGAAGAUGUACGGACGUUCGACGCCAGCUUCUUCCAGAUUAGCGCCAAUGAGGCGGCGGCGAUCGAUCCUCAACAGCGGCUCUUACUCGAGGUGGUCUACGAGGCGCUAGAAUCCGGCGGCCUGCCCGUCGAGAGCCUCCGGGGCUCGAAUACCGCUAUCAUCGUGGGCCAGAUGUGCGCCGACUAUACCGACAUUCUUACGCGCGAUAUGGAUACGAUUCCGACGUAUUUUGCCACGGGAACCUCGCGCGCGAUCAUGGCAAAUCGAGUCUCGUAUGCCUUUGAUUGGCACGGUCCUUCCUGGACAAUCGACACCGCCUGCUCAUCCAGCCUGGUCGCUGUGCACCAGGCCAUUCAAGCUCUGCGGACAGGCGAGUCCCGGGUUGCCGUUGCGGCGGGCUCGAAUCUUCUCCUCGGACCGGAGCCGUACAUUGCGGAGAGUAAGUUGAAGAUGCUGUCACCCGACGGCCGUUCCCGGAUGUGGGACGACCGUGCCAACGGUUAUGCCCGUGGUGAUGGCGUCGCUGCGAUCGUGAUGAAGAAGCUCUCAACGGCGUUGGCGGAUGGUGACCGGGUUGAAUGUGUGAUCAGGGCCACCGGCGUCAACCAGGAUGGACGCACGAAAGGUAUCACCAUGCCCAGCAGCGAGGCCCAGGCUGAAUUGAUCCGCAACACAUACAAAGCCGGGGGCUUGGAUCUCGUCAAGGACCGGCCGCAAUUUUUCGAAGCCCAUGGCACGGGCACCAAGGCAGGCGAUCCGCAAGAGGCGCAGGCUAUCUUCAAUGCCUUCUUCGGGCCGCAAGCAGCCGGGGACGAAAAUGCCAGUCUGAAAGUUGGCUCCAUUAAGACAAUCAUCGGCCACACAGAGGGUACGGCCGGUUUGGCGGGACUCUUGAAAGCCUCCCUGGCACUUCAACAUGCUCAGAUUCCGCCAAACAUGCAUUUUCGCACCCUGAAUCCCGAGAUUGAGCCGUAUUGGGCGCGGCUGCGGAUUCCGACAGAGCUGCAACAAUGGCCAGCUCAUUCCGGCUCAACUCGCCGUGCUAGCGUGAACAGCUUUGGGUUCGGUGGAACCAACGCCCACGCUGUCCUGGAGAGCUAUUCGACAACUCAGAAGGAACGCACCAACCGCAGUGAAUCCAUCAUCAUGCCGUUCGUCUUCUCGGCUCAAUCCGAAUCAGCUCUAGCAGACAUGAUGGAAAGGGUUGCGACUCACAUUCGGCAGCAUCCCAACACCGACCUCGCGGAUCUCGCGUGGACACUGUAUCUGCGUCGGAGUUUGUGGCCAAUCCGAGCUUACUGUUCAGGAAUAAAUUCCAUGGACCUAGUCAACAGCCUCUCUGACAGCGCGGAUAGAAUCCGGACGAGCAACCAGUCUCCAGUCAUAAAGCCUGCGAGUAUCGGUCAGGCACAGCCACGCGUGUUAGGCAUCUUCACUGGACAAGGGGCGCAGUGGCCCACGAUGGGACGGGAACUGAUCACAAGCUCUCCCUGGCUGGAACGUCGCGUGGACGAGCUCGAACUAGCCCUAUCUCGUCUCCCGGAGUCGUAUCGUCCGACGUGGUCCCUGAAGGAGGAGAUGCUCUCUGCGGCCGCCAAGGUUGGCGAAGCACGCCUCUCGCAGCCUCUAUGUACAGCGGUCCAGAUCCUGCUGGUGGACUGCCUCAAAGCAGCCGGGAUGGAGUUUUCCGCCGUGGUCGGGCACUCCUCGGGCGAGAUUGGCGCCGCAUAUGCCGCCGGGUGCAUCUCGGGUGAGGCGGCCAUGUGGAUCGCGUACUACCGCGGCGUCCACACCGCGCAGGCAGGCGGCCAACGGGGCGAGCAGGGCGGGAUGCUUGCGGUUGGAACGUCGAUGGAAGAUGCCCAAGAGCUCUGCAGUCUGCCUACCUUCACGGGCAGACUGACCGUCGCUGCUAGCAACUCGGCGGCGAGUGUGACCUUGUCCGGCGAUAAGGAUGCAAUUAACCACGCGCACCUGGUUUUCCAGGAUGAGAAGAAGUUCGCACGCCCGUUGAUUGUUGACAAGGCAUAUCAUUCACAUCAUAUGCGGCCUUGCUCCGGCCCAUAUCGGAGCUCCUUGGAGGCAUUACGCAUCCAAGUCAAAAAGCCUCGCUGCUCGUGGUACUCAAGUGUGUAUGGUGGCAAUCGCAUCACCGGUGCUGAGGGACUGGACGGGCAAUAUUGGGUCGAGAACAUGUGUCGUACGGUGCUGUUCUCCCAGGCACUCACCAACGCCAUCCAGCAGUGCGAUGAUUCUUAUGACCUGGUUCUCGAGGUGGGCCCGCACCCAGCGCUGAAGGGACCAGCGACCGCGACUAUCCAGGACACCCUUAAACGCGAGCUUCCCUACACAGGGCUACUACAGCGCAAUUCCCAUGACACCAAAGCCUUUGCCGAUGCCAUGGGGUUUAUCUGGGGACGGCUUGGACGCGAUACCUUGGAUCUUCCCGCGCUACAAGCCGCCUUCUCGGAUACAGAUGGCAGAUAUCAGCUCGUUCCCAACCUGCCGUCCUACCCCUGGGAUCAUAGUCGUCCCUUCUGGCAUAAAUCGCGUGUCAUACAUGACGACCUGUUCCGUGAGACCUUCCCACAUCCCCUCCUUGGCAACCGUCAGACAAGCAACCCGGAUCAUGUCCAGUGGCGGAAUAUCGUUUCCCUCGGGGAGAUUCCGUGGCUCAGGGGUCAUUCUUUACAGGGCCAGACCAUUUUCCCGGCUUCAGGGUACAUUUCGAUGGCAGUGGAAGCAAGUAGGGCGGUGGUCGGCCCUGAGCACAAGAUAUCUCUGGUCGAGGUUCUUGACCUGGUCAUCGAUCGGCCAAUCACAUUUGAUGAGGAAGAUGCUGGAGCAGAGGUGGUCGUGACACUGGCGAACAUCGCGCGUGGGUCGCAAGAAGGCCCCGAUAGAUUCUUGACUGCCACCUUCAACUGCCACACCACGGCUGGCCGGGGAUCCAAAUCCCUCAUCAUGGCAGCGCACGGCCGUGUCUGUGUCACGCUGGACACUCCUCGCCGAGACACCCUUCCUUCGGCACGCCAGGUGUUCGAGGAUGUUAUCCAGGUGGAUGGGGAAAGGUUCUAUGAGGGACUCAAGGAGCUCGGCUAUGACUACACCGGGCCCUUCAGAGCACUAGACCACCUGGCACGAUACCUCAAUCUCAGCACCGGAGUUGUUUAUGAGCCUACAUCCGACGCUGAAGCUCUUUCAAGCGUACUUGUUCACCCGGCUAUGCUGGACGCCUCCUUCCAGUCAGUGUUUCUGGCCUACAGUUGGCCGGGAGAUGGCCGCCUCGCAUCGCUGCACGUCCCGACAAGCAUCAAACGCGUACAGAUCAAUCCGGACUUGUGUGCGACUCCGGAGAGGAAGUUUUAUUUUCAUACCGAAUCCGGGGAAGGGGUGAAGGCAUCCAUAACUGGAGACAUCACAUUGUCGCGCACAGUUGGUGAGCCUGCCGCAAUUCGAGUCGAGCAGAUCACCGUCAUUCCAGUUGUGCCACCGACGGCUGCCGACGACAGGGCGCUUUUCGCCAGUGAAAUCUGGGAGAAUGCCGAUCUUGCCGACCCAGCCCUCAUUGCUUCCCCACCCUCGGUUGAGGAGGAUCGGAAGGGAAAAAGCAUCAUUAUGUUGGCGACCAAGCAUCUGGUCGACACAGAUAGCUUAAAUAACCUCGCUGACUGCUAUGCUGCUAACAUCGCCCGAGUCAAGAGCCAUCUGCUUGCACUCACCGACACAGUCGAGAUAGACCCUAUUCCAACCGAGGGAUUAGACUCCGCUGCUGCUGGACAGCGCGAUGGGUCCGGCCACCACGAGAACAUUGAUCUAACUAUCUUAGCUGACACGGUAAACUUCCUGUCCCAGGGUGGUCAAGACCAAACUUCCAGCCAUGUGCAGACGCUCUGGGAAAGUGGAUUGCUCUCCGAAUACUUCCAGCGAGGUCUGGGGGUGGCCAGCUCUAAUAAUAAGCUGGUCCAGUUGCUUCGCCGUCUGUCACAUCGGUAUCCAGCAAUGAAUAUUGUUGAGUUCAACGCGAGUAACAUACACUUGACGGAAACUAUCUUGCAAGACAUUGAUCCGGGAUUUUCAUCUUACACGCUCGGCUUACCGAAGUCGCGUGUCGAGCACUACAAAAGAAGCAUGCCCUCAAAGGCACGGAUGAGUAUCUCAGCGAUAGAUUACGACCUGGAUGUCGAAGAGCAGGGCUUCGCAGCCAAUCAGUCCGACUUGAUUAUCGCCACUUUGGUGAUGAGUGAUACCUUGGUUGACAAAAUGCUCGACGCCGCUAGACGCCUGCUCCGCCCCGGAGGUUAUCUCUUUUUGCAGGCGGUUGGAGAGGUGGCCCGGUUUGAUCUUUACAGUGACAUAGCCGAGACCAUGCCCCUGACUGUUCCAGAAUGGCAUCGUCAGCUUCGACGACACGGGUUCGCCGGCAUAGACGCGCUGUCCCCAUUCUCGGCAGGUCAGCCACUGACUAUCAUUGUCAGUCAGGCGACAAACGAGCGGGUCGAACUCCUGCGCCAACCACUAAUCAGCACUCCAUCCGACCUGGGUCUCCCGGAAGUCGUCUUGCUGGGGGGGGUCAGUAUGUCCACACUCAGACUCGUCGAGGACCUUUCGGUCCAUCUAUCCUCCAAGUGUCCCCGAAUCACGAGACGCGACUCCUUGGCUGACUUGAUCGACAACCCGAUCAAUGCCCUCAGCACCAUCAUCUGUCUCGUGGAUUUAGACAGUCCGGUCUUCAGGAACCUUGGAGAUGGUAUUUGGAGCGCGCUGAAGACACUGUUUGACCAGUCGCAGAAUAUUCUCUGGCUGCUGCGGGGGGCGCGCAGCAGCGAGCCAUACUGCAAUGCCACGGUCGGCUUUGGACGGACGGCGGCGCUCGAAAUGCCGCAUGUGAACCUGCAAUUCUUGGACAUUGGGAAGAACAUCGAGGCCGCCGACGCGCGAGUCAUCGCAGAGCAUGCUUUGCGGCUCUAUCUCCUCGGGAAGGGAGAGCCAGAUGCUGCCGGGCCUUCGUCAGUGCUCUGGUCGAACGAGCCCGAGCUCUUGAUCAAAGAGGGCAAGACAUAUAUUCCUCGCGUUAUUCCAAACAAGGCGCAAAAUGAUCGGUACAAUGCGUCAAGACGGCCCGUCUUGCGGUCCAUCAAUCUCUCGGAGACGGCCGUAUGCCUGCAGAGAGAUGUGUCGGGAGAGACUACGAUUCAUCUCGACCACCAUGCACUCAAGUUGUCGCCGGAAGACAAGAGGUUGUUAGUCGACGUGAUUUAUUCCGCCGCACAACCACUCACUCUCGAAUCCGGCGAGAAUCGAUACCUCGUCUUCGGCCGUUGCAAUGCAUCGAACAGGACACUCUUCGCAUUGGUUCCGAGAUUAGCCAGCCAGGUUGUCGUGGGAAAAGAGCUCUGCAUUAUUCAUGGAGAAAAGAACCGAGAGGCGACACCCGCUGAUCUCAUGCUGAUGAGGUAUUUGGCAAUGAACCUGAUCAUACAAGGUCGCUUGGGCGACAGUGUUGCGAAGAACAGCGCUAUCGUUGCUUUCGCGGCCGAUUCCAUUUCCCGAACCAUUCUCUCCAGGUGGGCGCAGGCUCGGGGAGACAAGAUAAGCUGGGCCACAAACACCGAGUCUGCUGAUUCAAGUGACAUCGUUAUUCAUUGCAGAGCUAAUGACCGCGAGUUGAGGGCAUCAUUCCCAGUCCGACCGGCAGUUGUUCUCGAUUUUUCGAUCUCGCCACAGCAUGACUCCCCAGCCCGUCGUCUCUCGAGCAUGUAUGAUUGCCGGCUUGUUGAGAUGCAGCGCACACGAGGCGCAGGAGCAUGUACCCUUCCCCACGAUAGCGGUGUGAUCGCACUCCAGCGAGCGUACGAGCAGGUCCACGUCGACUGGACUGGCGAUGUUACUCCUUCCUCUGAAAAUCUGGUCAACAUAGCGGAACUGCCGCAAACCCUCGCUUCCCCUUAUGCUCUGAUCGAUUGGCGGGCACAAUCAGUCGUAGCGCAGCUGGACCCUGCUGACGCACAGCCUUUGUUCCACGCCGAUCGGGCGUAUUUGCUUAUAGGUCUAACCGGUGGCCUGGGUUUGUCGCUUUGUGAGUGGAUGGCCCGGCGGGGAGCUCGGCACCUAGUCAUCACCAGUCGGAAUCCAAAAGUGGAUGAGCGGUGGAUACGCUCCCUUCGUCGUGAGGGAGCAGUGGUCACUGUCGUUGCCAGUGACAUCACGCAACGUCAAUCGAUAGAGUCCCUGUACGAAGACCUGAAGAAAACAGCACCACCCAUCGCCGGCGUAGUCAACGGAGCUAUGGUACUUCGGGACUCCUCGAUCUAUGACAUGGACGCCGAGAAGAUGCGAACAGUGCUGCGGCCCAAGGUUGACGGUAGCCGAUACCUUGAUUCAAUUUUCGAUGGGCGGCACCCUCUGGACUUCUUUAUCAUGCUUUCGUCGUUGACGGGCGCCUGUGGCAACAGCGGACAGGCGAACUACACCGCAGCCAACAUGUUCAUGGCCGGGCUUGCGGCACAACGCAAAGAGCGGGGCCUGGCGGGCUCGGUGAUCGAUAUCGGGGCCAUGAUGGGCGUGGGCGUGUUGGUGCGCGACCGUAGCUACGCCCUCCAGGUGCAGUUGCGUGACUACGGCUACCUCUGGAUGUCGGAGCACGACUUCCACCAGAGCUUUGCCGAGGCCAUUUUGUCCGGCAGACCGGACAACACCCUGGAGAACCCGCAGGUGCUGGCGGGCAUCCGUCUUUGCCGCAGCGAUCAGUUGGGGACCGUGCAGUGGGCGCGGAAUCCCCGCUUCUGCCACUGUAUCCUGCCAAGUGAUUCAGUCUCAUCGUCCGCCCAGGGACAAGCGCAUUCAGCGAUUCCCCUUGCCACGCGUGUAGCGGAGGCGGCUGACGCGGCGGAUAUUUGCCAGAUUGUGGAGGAUGCCUUUCUGCGCAGACUGGUAAUGGCGCUGUCUUUGCCCGAGUUCGAGGAUACAUCGGCUCGCACGCGACUGCUUAGUCAGGGCGUGGACGAGCUGGGUGUUGACUCGCUUGUGGCGGUAGACAUUCGGUCGUGGUGGCUGCGUGAGCUGCACGUGGAUAUGCCUGUCUUGAAGAUUAUGGGAGGCACUGCAAUCGCCGACUUGAUUGCGUACGCAGUCAAGCAGCUCCAGCCUGCAAUUGUGGAAGGGAGUGCUCAUGAACCGUCUAUGGACUUAGCAGAGCAGAGGGAUAAACCUUCGAAGCAGGAUGAGGAGAUUUCAGGCCGGACUGAAGGAGAAACUGCAUCCAUAUACUCCACAACGAGCUCCGAGUGCGAGGAGGAGGGGAUAUCGACUCCUCUGGACAGCUCCAGACUGUCAACAAACACCAGUGAGCCGGAUAUCACCAAGCCUGAGCCUCCAUCUGUCCUGCAUCGUGUGCCAAUGUCUUAUGGACAACGCCGAUUCUGGUUCAUGUCUAGCUAUCUUGAAGACAGGACAACUUUCAACAUAACCUGCUUGAUCCGACUCGGGGGAGCGCCAGCAACGGACGCCCUGGCGCGAGCUGUUCAUGUAGUUGGCACGAGACACAGCGCCUUGCGAACUUGCUUCUUUGAGGGAGAAAACGGCGAUACUUGGCAAGGGAUUCUGCCGCAAUCCACCUUGGCAUUGGAACAGGGCUCGGUGUGCAACUACGAUGAAGCUGUUGAGCAGUUCCAUCUCAUGCACGCGCACGAAUACAACCUCACCUUAGGCGAGUGUAUGCGUAUCAUGUUCUUGGCUGGACCGGCUCAGUCCCACUACCUCCUUAUCGGAUACCACCACAUCAACAUGGACGGCAUUAGUCUGCAGGUGAUCUUGAAAGAUCUCGAGGCAGUCUACAGCGGAAAGGGCUUGGGGCCUGAACCUCUGCAGUAUCACCAAUUCUCUUCUUGGCAGCACGAGCAGGUAGAGAGCAAUGAGGUCCAAUCCGACAUUCAGUACUGGAGGAAAGAGCUGCAGGAAAUGCCGCCAGUUCUCCCUAUUCUAUCGGUCUCCACACGCUCGGCGCGCCAGCAGAUGCUCCAGUAUGCCCACCAUCGCGUGGACUUCAAGGUCCCUCGGGCUCUCGGAACCAAGAUCAAGCAAGCAGCACGCAAACAUCGCGCGACCUCGUUUCAUUUCUACCUGGCCGUGUUCAAGGCUUUACUAUACCGCUUCUCGGGAAGCCACGACGUCGUCAUCGGGGUGGCCGACGGCAACAGAAAUCAUCUCAGCGGCGCUCCUGACAGUGUAGGCUUCUUCUUGAACCUUUUGCCAGUCCGUUUACGUGCAGAUGGCCAGUUUCUAUUCGCUGAGGCCCUAGAAGAGGCACGUAUUCAAGCGCGUGCGGCACUUGCGCAUUCCAGAGCCCCCAUCGAUGUGCUAUACAACGAGCUGCAGAUCACGCGAUCGUCAUCAUACACUCCUAUAUUCCAGGCGUUCGUGAACUACCGCCAAGGGGCGCAAGAGAGUCUUCCAUUCGGUGAUUGCCGGCUAGAGGGUGAUAAAUAUGAGAUCGGGAAAACAGGGUACGACAUCAGCUUGGAUGUGAUCGAGAACGCGCAGUCCGACGCUACAAUCAUGUUUGUGACCCAGAGCUAUCUGUAUUCGGCGGAGCAAACCGAGGUCCUAGCUGCCAGCUUUCGGCAGCUGCUCAGUGAAUUCAGCCAAGAUCCGGAUAUCCAACUAGAUGAAGUGCAGCCGUACCCAGUUGCGGAUCUUGAUAAAGCCAUCGCCUUGUCACACGGUCCGAAAUAUGCGAUAAAGUGGAAAGGCACCGUGGUAGACCGCGUCGACGAAAUGAUUGCUUGGUUUCCCGCACGGCCCGCGAUCGAGGAUGCGUCAUUGUCUCUGACAUAUGCGGAGAUGUCGGUCCGCGUACACACCAUCGCUGCGCUUCUCUUGAGUAACGGUGUCUCUUCGGGCUGGAAAGUCGCCGUGUUUCAACACCCUACCGCCGACUGGGUCUGCUGUAUGUUGGCUAUCCUCCGGAUCGGAGCAGUCUAUGUUCCGUUUGACCCUAAGCUUUCGUUGCCUCGACUCCAGCAAGUUGCCCAAAGCUGCAGGCCAGAAGCGGUUUUAUUUCACUCAGCUACUGCAGAGGACGUCUCUGAGCUGCUCAUAGGACAGCCUGACGUGAUAAGCAUCGACAUUGCAGGAGCAGGAAUCAUGAAUUCGACCACGGUCGCGAAUCGAUCAAAGCCAGAUUCCGCCAUGUGCAUCCUCUACACGAGUGGCUCCACUGGCCAGCCGAAGGGAGUCAUCCUCUCCCAUUCGGCAUUCGCUCACAAGAUUGAAACGUCAAGUGAAAUGUUCACGCUUAGCUCAGAAAUGGCUAUGCUUCAGCAAAGUGCGCUAACGUUUGACAUGUCCGUUGCGCAAGCCUUCAUGACCAUAUGCAACGGAGGUCGCCUAUUUGUCCUCCAAAGAGAAUACCGUGGUGACCCAGCCGCAAUUGUCGAUCGGAUUCUGGAGCACGAAUUGACCCAUACCAUGGCAACUCCCUCGGAGUACGAAAGCUGGCUCCAACUCGCAAACUCCCUGCCCGAGCAAGGGUCCGCCCUUGCCAAGUCCGGAUGGCAGGUUCUCUUUUCGGGCGGUGAAAAGAUCAGCGACAGCCUCAAGCAUGAGCUCCGGACGCUGAACAAGCCGGACCUGCAGUUGCAGAAUGUUUACGGCCCGACGGAGGUGAGCAUAUUUUCGCACUCGUUCGAGGUCGACUACCUCUCACCAUCCAGCAAACCCGUACCUUUGGGCCCCGUGAAUGUGAACUACUCGGCUUUUGUGGUGGACCGAGAUCUGAAGCCGGUGCCCGUGGGGGUGCCGGGCGAAAUUCUCAUUACCGGCCCUGGGAUUGCGCUCGGCUACCUGAACAACGAGGAAUUGACACGUGAAAAAUUUGCCCACUUUACGCUCCCGCAGUCCGGCUCAUUCAGCGGCGGGGACCGGGCUGUACGAGGUUAUCGCACCGGGGACCGCGGCAGGUUGCGACCGGAUGGGAUCUUAGAUUUCGAAGGCCGGAUUGGUGGUGACACGGAAAUCAAGCUGCGGGGUCUGCGCAUGGACCUAACCGACAUCGAAUGCGCGCUGCUUGAGGCGGCAAAAGGAUGGCUAACGACAGUCAUCGUCACGGUCCAAGGGGACCCUGACGCUCAGUACCUGUUAGCACAUGUGGUGUUCCAUCGUAAACAGCAACAGCAGCUGAGUGCGGACGAGCAAAGAACUUUCGUGGAUGCUCUCACGCCGCGCUUGUCCCUGCCCCAGUACAUGUGGCCCGCAGCAGUUGUUAUCGCCGACUCCUUGCCUGUCAACUCGCAUGGCAAGGUAGACCGUCGCGCGAUCGAAGCCCUACCUUAUCAAGUCGCUGCUCCCAUCCAAACCGCCGAUUCUGACUCCGGCGUGAACGAAGCAGAGGCACACCUCCGAGUGCUGUGGGAGGAGGUCUUACCUCGGGCAGCAGCCCAGCUGCAUCACAUCGGCCCCAAGUCGGACUUCUUUCACGUUGGGGGGAACUCAAUGCUUCUUGUGAAACUGCAGCAAUCAAUCACUCGGGUCUUUGGUAGGAAACUCGCGCUCGUUGAGCUGUUCGAGCGGACGACUUUAGCCCAGAUGGCCGCGUAUAUCACCAAGCUCAAUGCCACCGAGAAGCCGUGGGACGAGAUCGACUGGGCACAAGAAACAGCCAUUGACGCCGACAUCACAGCAACCCAGCCACCACGGCCCCACCCACGCUCGCAGCACCACGGCCGGAAAACCAUCAUCCUCACCGGCGCCACGGGAUUCCUGGGCCAAGUCCUCCUUGAACAACUCCUCGUCGACCCCAGCAUCGAAAUGAUUCACUGCAUCGCCGUCCGCGAUCCCUCUCGCUUGUCCGACCGAAUUUCCUUCAAAUCCACGUCCCGGGUGACCAUCCACUCUGGCGACCUCGCUCUCCCUGCAUGUGGGCUCGAUUCCGCAACCAGCGACCGCAUCUUCGCAUCGGCCGAAACCAUCAUUCACAACGGCGCCGACGUUCACUUCCUGAAAGCCUACCCGGCUAUGCGCGCCGUCAACGUCGCCUCCACCAAAUGGCUCGCGCACCAGGCCCGCACGCACGGCCUGGCUCUGCACUUCGUCUCGACCGCCAGCGUGAUCCAAUUCGCGCCCCAGGCCAGCAUCCGCGGCGGCACGGGAGGAUUUCCGGCGGCCUCCGUCGCAGCCUUCCCCCCACCAACCACCCGUGGGGGCUACGCAGCCAGCAAAUGGGUGAGCGAAGUGUAUCUCGAACAGACCAGCCGGCAAUGGGGCGUGCCCGUGCACAUUCACCGGCCGACUGCGAUCACGGGGCCCGACGCCCCCGCGCAGGAUAUCUUCCCCAACGUGGUGCGGUUCUCGCGGGCGCUCCGAGCCGUUCCGGUGCUACGGGGCAUGGUGGCGGGGUGGCUAGAUUUCGUGGAUGUGCACAAUGUCGCGAGGGGAAUUGUCGCAUGGGUGAGAGAUGGGAUAUCUGCAGAUGGAGAACCACGAGCAAGGUUCCAUCAUCAUGCUGGGGACGUGGUGGUGCCGGUCGAGACAUUUGCGAAGCAUCUGAAGGAAGAGACUGGGGAGGAGGAGAUCCAGAUCUUGGAAUUGGUGGACUGGAUCCGGCAGGCGGUGCAGGCGGGGAUGAGUCCCAUGGUCGGAGAGUAUCUUCGCUUUCUGGAGGGGCAGCAGACCCCCAUUUUCCUGCCUUUGGUUUCGCCUUCUUGA
Aspergillus aculeatus ATCC 16872 is the source of this 11910-nucleotide messenger RNA. RefSeq lists its product as uncharacterized. Lineage: Eukaryota; Fungi; Ascomycota; Eurotiomycetes; Eurotiales; Aspergillaceae. Bases 1 to 11910 code for a protein of 3969 amino acids. The transcript is spliced from 3 exons. Gene Ontology annotation, molecular function: phosphopantetheine binding; fatty acid synthase activity; 3-oxoacyl-[acyl-carrier-protein] synthase activity. The record is from RefSeq and is a predicted model, not a curated record. Gene Ontology annotation, biological process: secondary metabolite biosynthetic process; fatty acid biosynthetic process.